Messenger RNA from Acomys russatus (golden spiny mouse), 797 nucleotides. RefSeq names its product dynactin subunit 5 (gene Dctn5). Lineage: Eukaryota; Metazoa; Chordata; Mammalia; Rodentia; Muridae. The transcript is spliced from 6 exons. The record is from RefSeq and is a predicted model, not a curated record. The coding region runs from base 120 to 668 and encodes 182 amino acids.
UCGAGCAGUCGAUGAGAGUCUAGGGCCGGGAUAGCGGAAGUGGACCGGCAGCCGGAAGUACCUGGAAGCACAGUCAACCUGAGUGUCUGACAGGAUCCUGAGCUUCGGAGGAGGCAGCCAUGGAGUUGGGCGAGCUUCUGUACAACAAGUCCGAGUACAUCGAGACGGCAUCUGGAAACAAAGUUAGUCGCCAAUCUGUUUUGUGUGGAAGCCAGAACAUCGUUCUCAAUGGCAAGACCAUUAUAAUGAAUGACUGUAUCAUCCGAGGAGACCUGGCAAACGUAAGAGUUGGACGUCACUGUGUUGUGAAAAGCCGUAGUGUCAUAAGGCCACCAUUCAAGAAAUUCAGCAAAGGUGUUGCGUUCUUUCCUCUGCAUAUUGGGGAUCAUGUCUUUAUCGAGGAAGACUGUGUGGUCAAUGCUGCUCAGAUCGGUUCUUAUGUUCACGUUGGAAAGAACUGUGUGAUUGGGCGCCGAUGUGUCUUGAAAGACUGCUGCAAAAUUCUUGACAAUACAGUAUUACCUCCAGAAACUGUGGUCCCACCGUUCACCGUCUUCUCAGGCUGCCCAGGACUCUUCUCAGGGGAGCUCCCAGAGUGCACACAGGAGCUGAUGAUUGAUGUCACCAAGAGCUACUACCAGAAGUUUCUGCCCCUAACACAAGUGUAAUGUCUUUGCUUCAGAUCUUGAAUUCUUUUGAACUCUACGAUGAACUUGGAGAUAAAGAAAGCAGUCAGGGACUACAAGAGCCAUCGUGUGUUUUUGGCAACUUGUACUUUCUUUUCUUUUCUUUUUAAU